Lytechinus variegatus (green sea urchin) is the source of this 1633-nucleotide messenger RNA. RefSeq lists its product as uncharacterized. The transcript is spliced from 3 exons. NCBI's taxonomy places the organism in Eukaryota, Metazoa, Echinodermata, Echinoidea, Temnopleuroida, Toxopneustidae. The record is from RefSeq and is a predicted model, not a curated record. The coding region runs from base 126 to 869 and encodes 247 amino acids.
AACGAAAAAAAUCAUUAUCAUAGGGCUGCGCACUAGAUUACUGUUGGAAACUUGGGGCGCCGUGUCGUAUCACUGACUUGCUGCCCAAUUUUUGUCAUUUUGAGGAGUAAAUUAGUUUUGGAAAGAUGCAUUCUUGGAGUAUCGUGGCCAUUCUAGCCCUCUGUUUGACCGUUGUCCAUUCAGCAGGACCAGUACAGCAAGAGGAUGAGGUAACCGAGCAGCACGAGCAGGGCCCCUCAGCACCGCAGAAAGCAGCUCUCCGCGAGAAACAGGCCCAUUUCAUCCAACGAGCCAAGGAGAUCAAAGAAGAUGAGAGUCUUAGUGAGGAGGAGAAACAGAAACAGCUUCACCAACUAAGGGAACACGCCAUGCUUUACAUGGGACCUCACGCUAUUCUACCCCAUGCUCUCAUGCAACAAUCACCCAUCCCCGCGGUGGAAGAGAAGAGACGACAUCUAAUCCGUGCUGUCGAAGCCAUAGCCACCAGCGAUCGCGACUUUGAUGAGAAGAAACGCGAACUGGAGAGCGUCCGUGAUCAAUUCAAGGAGGAGGUCAACGCCAUCCACCAGGAACUAUCCGAAGAGGACAUCCAGAAGGUCCGCAUGAGCAUCAGAAAACGCGGAGAGGCUAACGCUUACAAGCAAAUGAUCCAUGAUGGCAUUCGUGGUUCCAUGGAAGCUGGAGCUCGCGGCCAGGCUUUCAACCAAGCCAUACACCGUGGAGUCCAGAAAUUGACGGCUGGCCUGAAGAACAAGGAGAUGGGAGAAUAUCGAAAGAAGAUGACCGGCAAGCGGAUGGCCAACGCAGGCCACAAGGCAGAGAAAAGACGCGCCGCCAGAGAAUCACGAUCCCGACCAGAUCUUUUCUAAAACAAAAAUUGAAAAAUUAAAAAAUAAUCUUAAAGCCCGCCGCACCCCACGCGAUCCGACUCCGACGCCCAUUUUUUUUUUGGUAAACAAAUCCCAUAUUGCAUUAAAUAUGAAUGUUCCAUGUAGUAAACAUAUUUGAUUUGAAGUUUGAGAUCAUGCAAAGCAUGAUAAAACCAGAAUUUUGCUUUGCUGCAAGCCUUAAUUGUGGAAGAAGUAAAAUUCAAAUGGGCUUCAAGUCGCGGGAGAUGAUAACGUCAGUACGAUUUGAAAUUAAAUUUUUAUAUCAUUCCUUGACGGAGGCUUGGAAUAGUAUUCAUACCACUUUUCUGAACUUUAAUUUCACAGGUUGGUAUGUUCAUAUUAAAUGUUCAUACAUACAUACAUACAUACAUACAUACAUACAUACAUACAUACAUACAUACAUACAUACAUACAUACAUUUUCCUUAAAAUCGGAUCGCAACGGAUCGUGCAGUGUGCGCAGACUUUAGAUUCGUUUUUGUGUAGAAAAAACCUCAUUAUCCAUGUAAUAUAGACUCGUUUAUUUGCAGAAGAAAGUUCAAUCCAAACAAAAAGACUGAUAAAUUUAAUCACUAUUGAUCCUAUAUACACUGAACUUGCAAAUCAUGCACUGGCAAUUUCAUUAAGGUACAUAAUUAUUCGGGGCCUGUUCAUGAUUUUAUUAAUUACACAAUCAACGAUAAACAUAAUCAUAGACUAAACUACUGUGGAAGUAAAAGAUGUGGGCCAAGAAACAAACAAACA